Messenger RNA from Theobroma cacao (cacao), 1238 nucleotides. It is a transcript of the gene PGLP2, whose product is annotated as 2-phosphoglycolate phosphatase 2. Gene Ontology annotation, cellular component: cytoplasm. The record is from RefSeq and is a predicted model, not a curated record. Lineage: Eukaryota; Viridiplantae; Streptophyta; Magnoliopsida; Malvales; Malvaceae. Gene Ontology annotation, molecular function: phosphatase activity.
UACUUCAUUUGGCCAGUAGUUUAGUUGGUGGCAAGGAUGGAAGCAAUCGAGGGUGAAAGUCCAAGCAGAGGCAGUGGCGCUGAGCUCCUGUCUGGUGCGAGCGUCAGAGCACUGUUGGAUUCCGUCGACGCAUUUCUCUUCGAUUGCGAUGGCGUCAUUUGGAAGGGCGACAAGCUGAUUGAUGGAGUCCCCCAGACGCUGGAAAAGCUUCGAUCCAAGGGGAAGAAGCUGGUUUUUGUCACCAAUAACUCCUCCAAGUCCAGAAGCCAAUAUGCUGACAAGUUCCGUUCUCUCGGUCUUUCUGUUACUCAGGAUGAGAUAUUUUCGUCGUCUUUUGCAGCCGCUAUGUACUUGAAGGUCAACCAGUUUCCUCCUCACAAGAAGGUUUAUGUCAUAGGUGGGGAAGGCAUAUUACAAGAAUUGCAGCUUGCUGGAUUUACCGCUGUUGGUGGCCCAGAAGAUGGAGAAAAAAAGGUUCAGUUGAAAUCCAGUGGUUUCUUUGAGCAUGAUAAGAAUGUUGGAGCAGUUGUUGUUGGAAUAGAUCCAAAUAUUAACUAUUACAAACUUCAGUAUGGGACCCUUUGCAUCCGUGAGAACCCAGGGUGCCUGUUUAUUGCAACAAACCGUGAUUCAGUGGGACAUAUGACUGAUCUACAAGAGUGGCCUGGUGCGGGAUGCAUGGUUGGUGCCAUUUGUGGGUCAACUGAAAGAGAGCCUAUUGUAGUUGGAAAACCAUCAACCUUCAUGAUGGAUUUUUUACUGCAGAAAUUUCAUAUAAGCACAUCCAGAAUGUGUAUGGUGGGCGAUAGACUAGAUACUGAUAUUUUAUUUGGACAAAAUGCUGGCUGCAAAACUCUGCUUGUUCUUUCAGGAGUAACAACACAAUCCGAGCUUGAUGACUCCUCAAACAGCAUUCAGCCAGAUUAUUACACGGGCAAGGUUUCUGAUAUUCUCGAAUUGUUGGGAGAGUGACCUGAUUAUUUUUGGGCUGCUACAAAGAAAUGUGAAAAACAUUCCCAAUAUAUGGGGAAAUUGAGCAGAUUGUUGCAUGGUUACACUUUGUUAGGAUGGAAUAUCACUUAUUUUAGCUGAAUUGAGAAUCUCUCAUUAGCAUAACAUUGAUCGCACUUGCUCACAUGAAGACAAGAUAUUUACGGACUGAUAUCAGCUUCCGGGCACCGCUAAGGGAUGAAAUAUGCAAGUAAAUAAAAAGUCCGGGCAAAAAAGUCAUCAUUGAA